Molecule: messenger RNA, 954 nt
Organism: Chironomus riparius
Lineage: Eukaryota; Metazoa; Arthropoda; Insecta; Diptera; Chironomidae
Source: the annotation of a GenBank genome assembly
GUGGAUUGCAAAAAGAUCGUCGCCGAAACUAAUUUAGUUGAAGCAUAAAAGUAGAUCGAUAAGCGUCAUUUGGGUAUAUUUUAGCAUUAAAAUUACUUCAGCUAGUUAGCAAAGUGUGACAAUCAAGGAAUUUACUAGAACUUGCAUUUAAAAUCAACCAAAAUGGAAUCCAAUGAUGUCCAAAAUGAUGAUCAAGAAACAACUGUCGUAGAAGAAGCCACUGAAAGUCCAACUGACUCAGGAUUCAAUUCAAAUGAAUCUGAAAGUCCUUCAAGCUCCCGAUGUUCAUCAUUUUCGGAAGCCGGUAGUGCAAUUAGUGAUGAUUUUGCGACAAUUACUGAUGACCUUGAUAAUUUGAAUUUAACUGACGAUGACUUGGAAUCAGCAUUAAAAGACGAUAUUGAUCUUGUGAUUAUUAAAGAUGAUGACGAAAAGAAUUCUGUGACAUUUGGAAAGACAAUGACUGUGACUGAUGUAAUUUCAAGAUCAGUUGGUGAGGACUUGAAUGCUGAUGACUAUGACUUGAUGAUUGAUGGACGAGUUUUACCAAGAACGAUAACUUUGAGAGAUGCUGGAGUUACUGGAGGAACUAAAGUUAGAUUAGUGGAACGAGAAAUGCAGAUUUUUAUUCGUCGAGUUGAUGGACGUACAACCACAAUUCAAAUCCGUCCCUCAAACACAAUUAUGGCAAUAAAGGAACAAUUCUUCCACACGGAUCAAGUUCCUGUCCAUCAACAAAGAUUGCUAUUCCAAAGUAAUGAAUUGGAAAACACAAGAACUGUCGUGUCCUACAACAUUCGUGUUGGAUCUACCUUAGAAAUGGUCUAUCGCUUGCGUGGUGGAUGCUUGACUGGAAAGUUUUAAACUUUUCAUACUAAUGCGUUUUAUAACUGACUGAUUUUAUGAGAUAAUAUUAAUGAAAAUUGAUUAUUUUAAAGGAUUUAUUAUAUGUUA